AGUGGAGAAAGCGUGGUAAAGAAGUGUUGGGAAGCUUCCUGUUAAAGCGCAAGAGAAAUCCUACUUUGAAAGCCUCAAGGCACACGAGCUGGUCGGUGGGGCGGACUUAAAGCCGGAACGCAAUUGCAGCUGGUGCAGUUUUCCCGCCGGAAUCAGAGUCGUAGGCAGCAUUCCCUACUGCGCAGGCGCAAUGCCACUUACCCAGCAUGGAGGUGGUGGGUCUCCUGUGUGUGGCAGCGGUGGUCCUGGCGUCGGGCUUCUUCUGGGUUUGGGACUCCUCAGAACGAGUGAAGAGUCGGGAGCACGCAGACCUGCUGGGAGCCGGAAGCCGGAGUCUCCUGGUGGUCGCGCACCCCGACGAUGAAGCCAUGUUUUUUGCUCCCACAGUGCUUGGCUUGGCCCGCCUGAGGCACCAGGUUUCUCUGCUGUGCUUCUCUACAGGAAAUUACUACAAUCAAGGAGAGAUUCGUAAGAAAGAACUUUUGCAGAGCUGUGAUGUUUUGGGGAUUCCACCCUCCAGUGUAAUGAUUAUUGACGACAGAGACUUCCCAGAUGACCCCGGAGCUCAGUGGGACACAGAGCAGGUGGCCAGCGUCCUCCUCCAGCACGUGGAAGUGAACGGCAUCACCCUGGUGGUGACCUUCGAUGCAGGAGGAGUAAGUGGUCACAGCAAUCACAUCGCUCUGCACGCGGCCGUGAGGGCCCUCCGCUUGGAAGGGAAGUUACCUAAAGGGUGUUCUGUGCUCACACUUGAGUCUGUGAAUGUGCUGCGCAAGUAUAUCUCCCUUCUGGAUCUGCCCUUGUCUCUGCUUCAUAUCCACGACGUUCUCUUCGUGCUCACCAGCGAAGAAGUGGCUCAGGCCAAGAGAGCCAUGUCCUGCCACCGCAGUCAGCUCCUCUGGUUCCGCCGCCUCUACGUUGUCUUCUCCCGGUACAUGAGAAUCAACUCGCUGCACUUCCUCUGAAGCCUUGAAGAGUGUUCAGAUCCAGGAUGCUGGGGGCCUGGCCUGAAGCUGGCAUAUCUCCCUGAGCCAAAGGAGAUCCUGGCUAGAGCACCCUCUGUGAAAGGGCAGCCCUGUUUGCCCACAGGCAGUCUAAACUUCAGCUUCUUCCCCUGGGGAAAAAACAUAACAAACAAAAAUAAACCAACCCAAGGAUAAUAAUAGCCACCCUACUAGUGGCUCAAGUUCUUAUGAAAAACAAUUUGCAAAAUGAUACAGUGUAUGUCAAACACCUAGCACAGAGCCUGGGCAGGUUGCUGUUUACAAAAAUGAAUAUAAAAAUGCUCUGAAAACAUCUUACAGAUGCAAUGCCAUAUUUUUACAUUGUUUCCAAAAUGGGCUCACCAAAAACACAUAGACACAAUGCAAUGAAUUAGUUCAGCAUAAUUCUUUUGAUUUUUCUUUGUGGCCUAUUUAUCAGAACUUGAAUCUAGGGAAAACGUGCUCUAUUUAAUACCACAGUCAUUGACUGGAGCACCCAAGUGCCAAUCACUGUGGUCCAAGGCACUGUCUUAUACAGAGAUAAUUACAUGGGCCCUGCCCUCAAGAAGCUUACCGUCGAAUAUCUCAGCUCUCAGUCUUUUGAGAAAAGUAGGAAAUAGAUCUGGAACUUAUUUUUUAAACACUCAAGAACCUGAUGUCUUCAAAUUGUCCUACAAACAACAGCUCUCUGGGAGGUCUGACUUGGAAGCUACUCCCAGAGUGCAGCUGGUGGUCCAGGGAAGUGGCCUGAGAUAGGGAAGCUCAGUGGUGGAGAGCACAGGCUGGUCACCUCAUUUGAAGCCAGAGUGACAGUAGUGUAACCUUAGGCAAGGUGCACUUUCUCUGCCUCAAUGCUUUAAUCUGUAAAGUGGGAGAUAAUAAUGGCCCCAGCCUCUGAGAACUGAAUAAGAUGACACAUGAAGGUGCAUAGCAAAGAAACGUUAGCUGCUGCUGUCUUCCGAGACCUAAAGAGUUAACUAGGCAUUAAGCAAAGGGACUAGCAUAUCUGAAAGUCCUAAAAUGAUGUCGGGACACACUGCCCAAUGACUGUUCCCUCUGCCUGUCAGAUGAGACCCUGAAUUGUUUUCUCCAAGCAAGUCAGACCCAUACUUGUUUAGUCUCUCCACCCAAAACUGGGCCACUUUGCUCAGUGUCACCAUUAUCUUGAAUUCCUCCUAGGGGCUAUGUGAGGUUGACAGCUAUUCGGCCCUGAAGUUGGAAUCGAAAAUGCAAAUCUGGCUGUGUGAUUUGCCUACUUAAAAAUUGUCAGUAGCUCCUAAUAGCCUUCACAUGAAAGUGUGACCACUGUGAAAGCAUGCCACUAACACUGGCUAGAGUGUGGCAGAACAGACUGACUUCUGUCCUGCUACUAGGAAGACAGACACCCAGCCUUUCUGGACAGCGAUCUCAAUAUGUAUUAAGAGCUUUUAAAAUAUACAUACUCUUUUUCUUUUUGGCUGCUCGCUGAUGCAGUGAUCUUAACCACUGUAUAACACCACACUCUAAACAACUGAGCUAACUGGCCAGCCCAUAAUAUACAUACCCUAUGACCGAAGGAAAUAUUUAGAAAAUCAAAAUUCUAUACACAAAGAUCAUCAUAGUAUUAUUUCUAAUAUAGCAAAACUGGAAAAAAAUCCAGUGAUGUAAUCAUAUUUUGUAACAGGGAAAAAUGUUCACAAUAUACUAAGAUUUUAAAAACAGGUUAGGAAUAGUACAAUCCCAUUUUUGUUAAAUGAAUAUACAUACACAAAUAUACAUAUACGUACACAAAUAUACACAUGAGUAUGUAAGUGUAUAUAUAUUGAAGGAUAUGUAUCCACAAGGUAAAUACUAACUUACUAACUAGCAACGUCAUCUUUCAAAAUGGACAUAUAAUUUUAAAGGAUUUUUUUGUUUAUGAAUAGUUUUGAUGUGAGAAAUACUUUGGAGAUAAUGUGAAAUUUUUAAAAAUGUGUAUAAAUGUGUAUAGCCAUUCUUCAAUUAUGCAAAGAAAUGCUUCAUUAAAAAA
Molecule: messenger RNA, 2991 nt
Organism: Galeopterus variegatus (Sunda flying lemur)
Lineage: Eukaryota; Metazoa; Chordata; Mammalia; Dermoptera; Cynocephalidae
Gene: PIGL
Product: phosphatidylinositol glycan anchor biosynthesis, class L
Exons: 7
Coding region: 207-965 (252 amino acids)
Biological process (GO): GPI anchor biosynthetic process
Cellular component (GO): endoplasmic reticulum
Molecular function (GO): N-acetylglucosaminylphosphatidylinositol deacetylase activity
Source: RefSeq, a predicted model, not a curated record